CUUGUAUCUACUACCGAGAUAUGUCGUUGCGAAGUGAGGUAGAAGAGGACUGCAUGACUGGUUACCAGCCCAGUGGCUUCUCAGCGGACCGCCCCAGAAAGCCACAGGGGGGUAAAGUGGAGAUCUUUAGCACCUAAGCUUCCUCGCCCAGCCUUGGCCUCUUUGCUUCCCAAGGACAAGCUUUCUUCGCCAUUCGCUUCUCACAUCAACUUCAUCGAGAUUCAUUUCAAUGUCCGGAUUUCAUUGCGCCCGAUACCCGGUUUGCUUGCAGCCAUCAGCAACUAGAUGUACUCCCUAUACCACGCCAAGGACCUCUUCCACAAAGACUCAUGAUUAACUUAGCCUUGAAUGCUGGUUCUAGAAAACCCCAAAUGCGGCUAUAGGCAAUUAGUUCACCCGAUGGUAUGUGUGAGACAAGGCACGACAACUGCUCGUUCAACUCCCCAAGCGCCGGCCGAUGCGUAAACACCUCCCGGAAGCGCUACUACAGCGGGAUCAUGACGAUGAGUUGGUUGCCCGUCUCGGAGCCACACAGUCUUCUCUGGACAGUAAGAAAACGACGCUUCGUCGGUCCCGUCUCACCAACCUGGCUUGACACUCACUAG
Messenger RNA from Podospora pseudocomata, 605 nucleotides. RefSeq lists its product as uncharacterized. The record is from RefSeq and is a predicted model, not a curated record. The coding region runs from base 405 to 605 and encodes 66 amino acids. Lineage: Eukaryota; Fungi; Ascomycota; Sordariomycetes; Sordariales; Podosporaceae. The transcript has 2 exons.